This is a messenger RNA of Psylliodes chrysocephalus, 387 nucleotides long. The record is from the annotation of a GenBank genome assembly. NCBI's taxonomy places the organism in Eukaryota, Metazoa, Arthropoda, Insecta, Coleoptera, Chrysomelidae.
AUGACUUCCAGAUUUCAUACAAUUCUACGUGAAUUGAUUCACAAGAAAUCAAAAAAUAUAUCACAAGCAACAAGAAGAAAGUCCCACUGCGAUCGUCAAGUAAUCAGUACUGAAACAUGUCCGCGAUCGACCAGUGUAUUAGAUGCCAACUUGCCUACAGUUCCAUUAUCAACUAAGGUUGAAAUUGGACAUGUUAACCAGGAGAUAAAACACUCAUUAAAAUCGAAGCUUACCGUUGCCGUUAAUAGAAAACCGAGUAUCUCAAAAGACACCGGCACUAUACAUUUGAAAAGCCUUUUGAAGAGCAUUAAUGGAAAUGCUCCACUUAGCAAGUCAGGGACGUAUUUAACUGGGAUUAGCAGGACUACUUCCAAGAUUUCGCAAUGA